AUGUUCAGACUUGAGCUUAGGAAGCUUCGCCAUGUCAAAUACGUCCUGGGUGCAAUCGACAAAGCUGGCACCCACUUGACUGCCCUCGAUGCCAGCAAACCCUGGCUCUGCUACUGGAUCCUUCACGCACUCGACUUGCUCGGUUACAGGAUCCCUGAACGCAUUGCCGUCAGGACCAUCUCGACCUUGCAGCAUAUUCAAUCGCCUACAGGAGGAUUCGGUGGUGGACCCGGACAGGAGGCUCACGUGGCAACCACGUAUGCUGCCAUCAAUGCACUGGCCAUUAUUGGAACCAAGGAGGCGUACGACGUGAUCAACCGAGAGACUCUGAAAGACUUCCUGAUGAGCGUGAAGCAGAAGGAUGGAUCGUUUACGAUGGCGGUUGGAGGAGAGGUUGAUGUCCGAGGAAGCUACUGUGCCCUGUCGGCCGCGACCAUUACCAACAUUGUUACACCAGAGUUGACGGCUAACGCAGCCGAGUUCAUCGCCCGGUGUCAGACGUACGAGGGCGGGCUCGGUGGAUUUCCUGGAGUGGAGGCACAUGCUGGAUAUACCUUUUGUGGAUUGGCGGCAUUGGAGUUGUUGGGAAGGACCGAUAUCUUGAACCUGGAUACGUUUACGAAAUGGAGUGCCAGUCGUCAGAUGUCGAUGGAGGGAGGAUUCCAGGGCAGGACAAACAAGCUGGUCGAUGGAUGCUAUGCCUUCUGGACUGGCGGUAUCUUCCCUAUCCUUGGCAAGAUGCUUGAGACUGCUGGUCAAGAUCAGGAAGUACUAGACUUUGUCUACGAUCGAGAUGGUCUGCAGGAAUACCUUUUGGCAGCAUGUCAGUCCAAGACAGGAGGUCUUCGUGACAAACCCUCAAAACACGAGCUCAAGGAUAUCGCGCCUGGUGGUCUUUCGGCGCUGCUUUGGACCGAGAACUACGACAAGAGGAAAGUGGUAGGCUCACCUUCGAAUGUUUUGGAAAUCACUCAUCCGGUCUUGAACAUUCGGAUGGACAAAGUCAGGAAAGCUUUCUUGCAUUAUUAUGGCAAGGCAGCCGAGGAUGUCAUUGAGGAAGUCGACAUUGAGAUUAUUCGUUGCUGA
This is a messenger RNA of Linnemannia hyalina, 1086 nucleotides long. The record is from the annotation of a GenBank genome assembly. NCBI's taxonomy places the organism in Eukaryota, Fungi, Mortierellomycota, Mortierellomycetes, Mortierellales, Mortierellaceae.